Chionomys nivalis (European snow vole) is the source of this 1431-nucleotide messenger RNA. RefSeq names its product schlafen like 1 (gene Slfnl1). The record is from RefSeq and is a predicted model, not a curated record. NCBI's taxonomy places the organism in Eukaryota, Metazoa, Chordata, Mammalia, Rodentia, Cricetidae. The transcript has 5 exons. The coding region runs from base 120 to 1322 and encodes 400 amino acids.
CUCCAGAAGCCUCAGCACCUGUGAGGACGUCCUGGCCAGCCUGAAAGCCAGACCCAGAAAGAGCGUUCAGCAGUAAGGACUACCAAAAUCCCUUCAGAGGAAGAGGUCAGCACAGACAGAUGUGGGAGUCCCCCGUGGAGUCCCAGGACAAGCAGCUCCUGCCAAAGCUGCCUCCAAAAGAGUCCUCACCCAAGGACUCUGGCCUCAAGGCAGUUCCCAGCACACAUACUCUUUAUGUGGGCCACCUGAACCCCCAGUUCUCUGUGCCUGUGCUUGCCUGCCUGCUACGAGACACCCUAGAGCGGCUGGAGCUGCCAGUGGCCCGUGAGUACAUUGAAGUAGUGAGGCGGCCACGAAACACUUAUGCACUGGUACGGGUGGCUGCCCCCAAGGCUGCCCUGGCCUCCCUCCCCUGGCGUCUGCAGAUGGCCAUGGAGGAGCAGCUAAUCCUCAAAGAGCUCACAGCCCGUGGCAAGGAACUGGUGUUGAGUGAGGGCUUGGAGUCCUUAAACCACAGGGAGGUAAGGUGGGAAGAGGAAGAGGACAGUGGCCCAAGCCCAAGUCCCAGCCCUGGCCCCAGCCCAGGCUUAAGGCGUCUACAGCGGCCCCAGUUGCCAGACCCUUCCCCUAACUGGUGCUGGGCUGGGCGUCGACAGAUUUCUCAGAACCGACCCAGUGGCGUGCGCUCUGAUAGUGCCAUUGUGCACCAGGAGAUCUUGGGCCAGGAGCAGCUAUUCCAGGGUGCCUUCCUUGGCAGUGAGACACGGAAUGUGGAAUUUAAGCGAGGCAGCGGUGAGUACCUGAGCCUGGCUUUCAAGCACCACGUACGGCGCUACGUGUGUGCCUUUCUCAACAGUGAGGGUGGCAGCCUGCUGGUAGGUGUCGAGGACAAUGGCCUGGUACAGGGCAUCCACUGCAGCCACCGUGAUGAGGACCGCACACGCCUGCUGGUGGACUCCAUCCUGCAGGGCUUCAAACCCCAGGUCUUCCCUGAUGCCUACACCCUCACCUUCAUCCCCGUCAUAAGCACUUCCACAGCCAACACCCCUCUCAAGGUACUCCGCCUGACCGUACACACCCCCAAGGCCCAGGGUGAGCCACAGCUCUAUGAGACAGACCAGGGGGAGGUAUUUCUACGGCGUGACGGAAGCAUCCAGGGCCCACUGUCUGUUGGCGCCAUCCAGGACUGGUGCAGGCAGAAGUGGACGAUGGAGCUGGGCAAGCUGGAAGAAAAGGUGAAGAUGCUAACGGUGGAAAAGGAGCAGCUUCAGCAGCAGCUUCAGCAGCAGCGGUCCCUGUCCUGCAGCUGCUGCGUCCUGUGAGGUUAAGGAAGAUGGGGGCUAUUACCACCUCUCUCCCUCAGCACUGCUCAUGCAGGUGCUGUGGCUUCACCUCCGAACAGGCUGAUGAUCAGCUCUUGGCACACCACCA